GACUCCUCCGUACAGUGAUGGUAUCCCGACAUAUUUUAUCCCAGUGAAAAAUAAUAAUAAUAAAAUCACAAAUUGUUGUUCUGUAUACGUUGAAUAAACGCAAGGUGUAAUCAUGGAUAAAACGAUAUUUGUUGUUCUGGCAGUAUUGGCUGCAGCAUGUGCAGCUCCUCAGGGAAAUCCAAACCAAGACAUAACGAUUGUCAAGGCUGAGGAGAAUAACAGUAUUGGAGUUGGUGGUUAUCACUUCAGUUAUGAGCAGAGUGAUGGCCAAAAGAGGGAGGAAACCGCGGAAUUGAAGAAUGAGGGAACUGAAAAUGAGGCCAUGUCUGUUACCGGAAGUUUUGAAUACAGAGGACCCGAUGGCAAGACCUACAGAGUCGAUUAUACUGCAGAUGAAAAUGGAUUCCAUCCAACCAUCACACUGAUUUAAAUCAAGUCCUGAUUAACGCGAUCGUGGGGCAAUCGUUGGACAAUGCCAUUCGUCCCUUCAGGAUAAAUCUCUCCAUUUAUUUUGUAUCUGUUUUUUUUUUCAAUGGAUAAUUGAUACACA
This is a messenger RNA of Fopius arisanus, 550 nucleotides long. RefSeq names its product endocuticle structural glycoprotein ABD-5. Gene Ontology annotation, cellular component: chitin-based extracellular matrix. Gene Ontology annotation, molecular function: structural constituent of chitin-based larval cuticle. The transcript is spliced from 2 exons. The record is from RefSeq and is a predicted model, not a curated record. Lineage: Eukaryota; Metazoa; Arthropoda; Insecta; Hymenoptera; Braconidae. The coding region runs from base 113 to 430 and encodes 105 amino acids.